AUGCCCGCCAUCAUCCAAAUGUUUUCCACCUUUUUCAAUCUCGUCGCUUCCCCGAGCCCCAAACUCGCCCUCGUUCCCUCUGCACCGACGCAACAAACACCCCCGCUGGCCUCGACGGAUCCACCACGCAAACGGACCAUGUCCUCAUUGUCGACGACCAGAAUCCGUCCGAGCGAUGGGGAUCAGCAGCUAAAACACGGCUUGUCCGAAAGAAGAAGAUCCACCUCUUUCUCCAGUCCAAGCAACGAUUCGGCAGUGCACGUUUCGUCGGAGAAUCGAUAUCCAGAGAAAGAGGAUCCCGGAAAGGACAAGUCGGCGGAUACGCUACGCACGGCUGUGGUCGAUAUGAGAGGUUCGUCCAAGAAGGGUGUCAAGCGGAAGCGUUCUGCUGCGUCGAGUGCGAGCGAUGCCUCUGCCAAAUUGUCCAAGCGGCUCAGCGGGUUGACGUCUCGAGCCACCAAGAAGCAACACACGUCCGCCACGCCUUCCUCCAACGAAAGCCUUGAUUCAUCUGCUCAGAUGGUUCAAGAAGAGCCGGAACCCGUUCGACCCGUAUUACCGGACGAAAACGACAUUCAUGGUGCGUUGCGCGUGGGUGGCAAACGGCUCGUAGGCUAUUCACUCGAUACGGACGAUUUAUCAGAGGAUAAACCUGACGACUGUAUCAUAUCUAUUCCCUCGAUCCUACAGCUGCUUUCCGGUGAACCAGCUCCGUUUUCUCCUUCCAAUUCUAUUGGUGCGGUCAAGAGAAAGUCUGGUACUGUUCUCUACCAUAUGUGGUUCGCUUGCCGGAGCGCGUGUAUCAAAUAUCCGUUUGGAGAAAAGGCAAAGUAUGAGUCGGGAAUCCGAGAGCGUCGAAUCUAUCACGCUCUCCAGGUAUUUAUUGCUCUCGUCGGUCUAGACGCACUGGAUAGGCUCCCAUCGACCGGUUACCUUCAUGUACCGGUCGACCCUCGACUAUCCAACAAUGCUGUGCAGAUGGUUGAUAAUGUGAUCCGUCUCCAUCAAGCAUUUCAAGGAGUCGGCAUUCCCCUUAAUAGAAUCAUUAUAGAUAUCCCAGCAACGAAUGCAGGCAUUCUUGCUGGACGGUACAUCAGUACAGAGCUGCGCCAACUAGUCAAUUAUACCAUGGUCUGCGAACUAGGUCAAGCGGCAGCGUGUCUCAAGGUUGUCCCGUAUGGACUCUCCAUCUCCAAGCGUAUUAUGAAAGCAGCAGAUAUAGAGCGAUCACGCACCGUUGGAACAUCCCUCCUCUUCAACUACAUGGAGCAAUCAGCAGAAGAAAGCACCGACGCGAUUGCUCGUCUGGUCGCACUGGCGGGCCGAGAUGUCUUGGUUUCUAUUCGCGAUCUCGAUACACGCGAGUCCGUAGCGACGACUUCGUCGUUUGGAGCCGUUUCGUUGAUCCAACCUCUGGUCGUCCAACUCCGGUGGCAUGCCCAUCGAUUCUCCCUCGGUUCGCCACUCAUGGACAUCGACGUUGGUGCCUCUAAACACGCGCUUUACGCCGACCUGUCAGAUGGGCAAAAGAAAAAGGCAGAUGCAGCUGCGAGGGCGUCGUAUUUGACCCUUUUGUCAAAACAGAUUGCAUCUACGUCGACAGACUCGAAAGGCACAUCCGAGCAGAGUGUGGACGAGGUAUGCAAGAUCAAGAUUCGAGAAAAGGUGCAAAAGGAAAUGGCCGUCAUCCCACGACUUCAACGCCGCUACGUGGACGCGACGUGGUUGACGUCGACUGGCCUCGAAGACUCAAUCACCAUUUCCGACUCCAUGUCCUGGGCAGCCUUUGCGCUCUCCUCUUCCGAUGUGGACAAUCGACUGCACUCCAAGGCUGUCAACCAAUUGCUCCAACCACGAAAUGCAGGGACACGCGGGUUUCCGGUCCUCGCUGGUCGGUACAUGGCAAGUCCGACGAGAAAGGCGAUGGAAAGUUUGCUCGACGAAGAGUGCGGUGCAUUCUUCCGGUUGCAUGUGCUGGUCCGACAGUACCUCGAGGCCCGGUUUAUGCCCAAGGGACUGUGGGAUGAGUUGAUGAAAGAGGCAGCGGGUGAAGGGACUGAGGAACAAUAA
This is a messenger RNA of Serendipita indica DSM 11827, 2070 nucleotides long. Lineage: Eukaryota; Fungi; Basidiomycota; Agaricomycetes; Sebacinales; Serendipitaceae. The record is from the annotation of a GenBank genome assembly.